AUGUUUGACAUUUGCAAAGAUCGCGUUCAAGGCAUUCAAAAUGGCACCGCGACAUUCCAGGGAAUCACCAACGAGACAAUCGGACAGUUCCUGCACACUGGUCAAGUGCGAGGUUUGAGCUCUGAGCUGCGAGACAACAUCACUGUACUCACGACCCAAGGCUGCAAAGUCAUCUGCGAAGAUCCUGUGGAUUGGUAUUGGGCGUCCGACAUCACCUUAACCCUCGGAAUUGUUUCCAACUGGAUCAUACCGAUCCUCGCGUUGCUUGCUGCCCUGCCUUACGACUCACUGCAUAGGAGGAACGACGGAGCCUGUUGGUAUCAAGGCAGGGUCAUGAGGACGAUUGGUGCGCUGUUGAAUUGGAUCGGCAGCCCACAAACCGCUCUUACUGCGACACUGUUCAACAUCCAUCAAAUUCGCAAAUGCUUCCACGCAACAGAAGCAUCGGGUGAAGGAAUAUCCGGAAGUACCGAGUUGCAGCCGCUGAAAAGAGAUGCAUACUACGUUCUCUGCUGCAUGAGCCAAUUCAAGCUUUUAGAAGUGGACGCGGAAUUUUUCAAGGUCCUCACGUAUGGGUUAUUCAGGCCCAUAUGUGAUGUGACCGUGGGUGAAGGUGGCGACGCAGGUGGCGUCGCGGAUGAAGCCAUUCAGAGGAGAGCCAAAGAAUGGACCACCGAACUACUCCGUGUGAUGGCAUUCCAGCUGAGAAUGCUGCGCCGGCGUGGUGUGUACCCAACCUUUGUCAGCGUAUUCCUGUUCUUCAUCGCCUACGCCAUCUCCAUCGCUCUGGCCUUUGCCGAUCUGGGCGAGCGGACGACUACUCACUCGCUCGCAUUCGGCAUCCUGAUUAGCUGGCUUCCUCUUUUCGUUUUGUUUGCCCUCCUCGACCGUAAUCCCGUUUCGGCGGAUCGAAGCCGGAAACUUAUAUCUCGCUGGAUGUGGAACGUGAAUGCGGUAAUGGAAUGGGCAGCCAGACGGGAUAGCACUGACGGGCAACCUGAUUGGUGGCACCAAAGUAAAGAGGAUGCAUAUAAGAAGGCUCCUGGUCAACACACUGAAGAGGUUACAUUUAUACAGUCUCCCGGCCAACACACUGAAGCGGACACAUCUGCAGAGUCUGCCGGUCGGACACAAGAGCGCGCUCCACCACCCCGCUUUGAUAAGUAUAUCUCCGAGUUCGUGGGUCAAGGAAGGCAAAUCGGGUACAAUGGAAUGGCAUACGCCGUUCUAGUCAGCGUGUACGACACGUCGAAUGACAACCGCCAGGUACAGCAGCUCGAUGCCAUUGUCGAGCAGACGCUGGAGCGCUUGAAUGGUCGCCGUCCUGGAUCGUGGUGGGUCUUGUCUCUAAUCUCUCUAGCAAUCGUCUGGCUGGAGAUCGGCAUGGCUUUCAUGAUCUCCUACAACGUACCGACGGUCGGUGUUGGCUGUAGAUCCAUGUCGUAUCUCAUCUACGGUGGUCUCAGUACUCUGCCUUGGAUCAUCCAGUUUCUGCCGUGGUUUAGACGUCCCGGAGUGAAGAGGAAGGCGGUAUGCCAUUUCAUCUGCUUGCUCUCUACCCUUUGUCUUAUCUUUGUCACCUUUGCAGCCUUCAGCGGGGUUCUCAAAAAUUGUACCUGCAGAGGUGGGUUAAGCGGCUAUAUAGACUUCGAGAACUCGGCCUACUACCGAGAGCACUUCAAUGUUGCGAAGUGGUGGAGGGGAGCCGCUGCUGUGGGAGCGAUUCCACUAUUCGGUAGCUUUCUCGCGGCCGUAUUGUUGCUCAUGAGGCUGAAGUCUUUAUGGCACACAUCUGAGCAAAGCAAUCCGCUGAGACGGGAUGCCGAAGUAGAUAUGCAAUGGUUGAUGUAG
Molecule: messenger RNA, 1851 nt
Organism: Westerdykella ornata
Lineage: Eukaryota; Fungi; Ascomycota; Dothideomycetes; Pleosporales; Sporormiaceae
Exons: 4
Coding region: 1-1851 (616 amino acids)
Source: RefSeq, a predicted model, not a curated record